Mesorhabditis belari is the source of this 540-nucleotide messenger RNA. The record is from the annotation of a GenBank genome assembly. Lineage: Eukaryota; Metazoa; Nematoda; Chromadorea; Rhabditida; Rhabditidae.
AUGCAACAAAUCAUCGUGUUUCUUUUACUUUUAUUUCAUUUAUCUUCGGCUACAAUUUGUUAUCAAUGUGUGACCGAUGCUAUGUUACAGAAUUGGUCUCGUUACGGAAUGCCCGUUAUGCAAGGACCACAAGAAGCAACGCGAUCAUGUAUGCAUGAUGAAAACGUGACACAGACAAUUCACUGCGAUGGUUUGUGUGUGAUGGUGAAUGUGAGUGGGAUGAUUAGAGGCAAAUCACAUCCACAUAUGGGUGUUCUCCGUGAUUGUCAACGCUAUUGGCAGCAACCACAAUUUCUGUUGGAUGGAGAAAUGAAAAGCUGUCGGUCACAAAUCAAAGAAUUGAAUCGAAGAACAACAGUCAAUAUUACUUAUUGUUUUUGUGAGGGUGAUUAUUGCAACGGUCUCUCCCGUGCUUCAUCCUCAUUAUUUCCAAUAUCUGAUCGUUCCCAUCGUCGUCGAUCUCAAUCUUCUUCUCAUUUGCCAUCAAUUUUACAAGGAAUCCUAAUUUUCGUCAUUAUUUCUCUUGGAGGUGGUCUAUUC